AUGAACUUUGAUUGUUUUGGUGAACUUGAUAUUUUCACUGAUGGUUCUAGGUUUGGGGAAAGUGUUGGCCUAUCUUUUGUUGUUUACUAUUAUGGUAUAGAAAUUGAUUAUUCAAAGAUAAAGUUAGAAAAAUUUAAUUCUGUGUUUCAGGCUGAACUUGCUGCUAUUUAUUUUGCUAUGAAAUGGAUUAAGAAAAACCUAUCUAAGAGUUAUAGUAUUGUAGUUUAUAGUGAUUGUUUAUCUGGAUUACAGGCCUUGAAAAGCUACGAUUGUAAUAACUCUUUAGUUAUGGAUAUUAAGUGUUUAUAUAAAGAAAUUGAAGGUUUGCAUAAUAUUAAAUUUAGAUGGGUUAAGUCCCAUGUGGGUAUUGAAGGUAACGAGAGGGCCGACUCUGUUGGCCAAAGAGGCGACUUUGGAUGUUUCCAGGGAGUGUUCCAUUGUCCAGCCUUCAAGAAAAAUGGUUAUUACUAG
Molecule: messenger RNA, 471 nt
Organism: Stegodyphus dumicola
Lineage: Eukaryota; Metazoa; Arthropoda; Arachnida; Araneae; Eresidae
Product: ribonuclease H-like
Source: RefSeq, a predicted model, not a curated record